Molecule: messenger RNA, 216 nt
Organism: Anisakis simplex (herring worm)
Lineage: Eukaryota; Metazoa; Nematoda; Chromadorea; Rhabditida; Anisakidae
Source: the annotation of a GenBank genome assembly
AUGAUGUUCCCCGGAGGAAUUGGCCGUGAUGCGGCAUCGGCGGAAAAGUUGAAGAAAGAUGCAUCGAUGAAAGCCCAAGCCGAUUUCACGGCCUUCAUCUUAUUCGGAGUGGCCAUCGAAUUGUACCAGCAGGUUGAGAUUAUUCGUCGUUGUGAUAUGUAUCAAUUUCAGUUGCAUUUGGAUGUGUCUAUCUCGGUGGAUGGAACGACGUAUUGA